Messenger RNA from Arachis stenosperma, 2339 nucleotides. RefSeq names its product transmembrane 9 superfamily member 1. NCBI's taxonomy places the organism in Eukaryota, Viridiplantae, Streptophyta, Magnoliopsida, Fabales, Fabaceae. Gene Ontology annotation, cellular component: membrane; trans-Golgi network; endosome. The record is from RefSeq and is a predicted model, not a curated record. Gene Ontology annotation, biological process: protein localization to membrane. The transcript has 12 exons. The coding region runs from base 132 to 1889 and encodes 585 amino acids.
UGUUUAGUUCGAUUAAGCUUCGAGAGAGAGUUAUAGUCUGAAAUAUUGGACGGUGUUGUGGUCUGCUUCUCUCUCUCUCUCUCUCUCUCUGCUCUUCAAGGUUCGAGAUCCUGCCGUCGCCGGCGACCGCCAUGUCCUUCAAAUUCUCGCUCCUCUUCCUCCUCUUUCUCUUCCUCUCUGCCGUCUUCGCUUCCGAGUCAGAUCACAAGUAUAACCAAGAUGACCCAGUUACCCUUUGGGUGAACAAAGUUGGUCCUUAUAAUAAUCCACAAGAAACAUACAACUAUUACAGCCUCCCAUUUUGCCGACCACCUGGUCAACCUGCCCAUAAAUGGGGUGGUCUUGGUGAGGUCCUUGGUGGCAAUGAACUUAUUGAUAGCCAAAUUGAGAUAAAGUUCCGAAGAAAUUUGGAGAAAACCACCUUUUGUCGUCUGGAUCUCGAUGAGGGGAAAGUUAAACAGUUUAAGGAUGCAAUAGAGAACAGUUACUGGUUUGAAUUCUUCAUGGAUGACCUACCAUUAUGGGGAUAUGUUGGUGAGCUACAUCCUGAUAAGAACAGUGAUAAUGGCAAGCAUGUCCUGUACACACACAAGAACAUCAUUGUUAAAUUCAACAAUGAUCAGAUCAUUCAUGUGAAUCUCACUCAGGACAACCCAAAACAUUUGGAAGUAGGAAAACCUUUGGACAUGACAUAUGCUGUCACAUGGAUUCCUACGAAUGUCACUUUUGCACGCCGAUUUGAUGUCUACUUGGACUAUCCAUUCUUUGAGCAUCAGAUCCAUUGGUUCUCCAUUUUUAACUCUUUUAUGAUGGUCAUCUUUCUUACUGGAUUGGUCUCAAUGAUAUUAAUGCGAACUUUGAGAAAUGACUAUGCAAAAUAUGCACGGGAAGAUGAUGAUUUGGAAACUCUGGAAAGAGAUGUUAGUGAAGAAUCUGGCUGGAAACUUGUGCAUGGUGAUGUUUUUCGGCCUCCUCGCAAUUUGGUGAUUCUGUCAGCUGUUGUUGGUACAGGUGCUCAGUUAGCAUUACUGGUUCUUCUUGUCAUCUUGUUGGCUAUUGUUGGAAUGUUGUAUGUCGGGCGAGGAGCAAUUGUCACAACCUUUAUUGUGUGUUAUGCUCUCACAUCAUUCAUCUCUGGUUAUGUGAGCGGGGGGAUGUACUCACGCAAUGGGGGUAAAAAUUGGAUUAAAUCCAUGAUCCUUACUGCAUCACUGUUCCCGUUUAUGUGCUUUGGAAUCGGAUUUAUCUUAAACACAAUUGCUAUUUUCUAUGGAUCUCUAGCAGCAAUCCCCUUUGGAACAAUUGUGGUUGUCUUUGUUAUUUGGGCUUUCAUCUCUUUCCCUCUGGCACUUCUUGGCACAGUUGUUGGAAGAAACUGGAGCGGUGCUCCAAAUAAUCCCUGUCGUGUAAAGACCAUUCCUCGCCCGAUUCCUGAGAAAAAGUGGUACCUUACACCGUCUGUAGUUUCUAUCAUGGGAGGACUGCUUCCCUUUGGCAGCAUAUUCAUUGAGAUGUAUUUUGUAUUUACUUCCUUCUGGAAUUACAAGGUGUACUAUGUCUAUGGCUUCAUGCUACUAGUUUUUCUGAUUCUCCUCAUUGUGACUGUAUGUGUGACAAUUGUCGGGACAUACUUUCUGUUAAAUGCCGAGAACUACCACUGGCAAUGGACUUCUUUCUUUUCAGCUGCCUCAACAGCUGUUUAUGUGUAUUUGUACUCAGUAUACUACUACUAUGUGAAGACAAAGAUGUCAGGGUUCUUCCAAACGAGCUUCUAUUUUGGAUACACUUUGAUGUUUUGUCUUGGACUAGGAAUUCUCUGUGGCGCUGUGGGUUAUCUUGGUUCAAAUUUGUUUGUGAGGAGGAUCUAUAGAAACAUCAAGUGUGACUAAGGAUUUUCUGAAAGUUCAGACCAGAGCAGUUUCCACAUAUUUGCAGGAGACAAUAAAUUCGCAGCCGAAACCUCUGGUUGUAUGUAUGGACCAAACAACGUUUACAGGUAGUAUCACAAUCACAGGGAUUUUGUGAAUGAGGAUGUAUUCUUUCUCUAUAUUAGGGAAGGCCCGAAAAUUUUUUCCCCAUGUCAGUAAUUGGAAGCCUUGAUUUUAGAAUGUAGAGAUUUGUUUUUAUAAUUUAGAUAGCUAGCAAAAUAUGAGACUCUUGUGGUUACUUUUCCAUCCCUUUAUAAAUAGGUGCCCGAUUGGUAUACUGAUGUCUAAAUUCCCCACGCGGUUUAGCUAUGGAAACAAUGUAUGUAGAGGGGGUUAAGUCAUUGGAAAUGAAUUUUGUGCUCCUGAAUUUUGUACCAAAGAUAUGAUUAUCCUUCCUAUCUGCUUCUGCCA